Molecule: messenger RNA, 3164 nt
Organism: Limanda limanda (common dab)
Lineage: Eukaryota; Metazoa; Chordata; Actinopteri; Pleuronectiformes; Pleuronectidae
Exons: 1
Coding region: 67-3039 (990 amino acids)
Source: RefSeq, a predicted model, not a curated record
GUGUUGCAAACUAAUCCCUCAAGCACCAAGUCUGACAGGAGGCGGAUAAAAUGGCCUGCAGCUAGCAUGACCUCACUCUGGAAAAAGUUCGAUGACGAUGUCGACCAAAUUCUGGAGGCAAUGGCGAAAGGAGAGGCCGACAGGAAGCUACGAGCUAUGACUACAAUCAUUGUCAGCAUCGCAGCUGAGCGGUUUGGCGAGGAGGAGAAGAAAAGCUCCGGAACGUCUUACUCAAAGAAUCAAAGAGCUGUAAGGAUCCACAACAUCAGGCAGGAGAUGAAAGCGCUGAAAUCCCAGUACAAGGCGGCAGGACAAGAGGAUCGCAUUGGCCUGGCCCAGCUAAUGUGCAUCCUUCGGAAAAACAUCAGAGUUCUCCGCCGGGCUGAGUGGCAUCGGAGGCGGCGGUGCGAGAGGGCACGUAAACGUGCUGCUUUCAUCGCUAACCCCUUCAAGUUCACUAAGGAUUUGCUGGGGCAGAAGCGCAGUGGCAAACUGGCCUCCUCGCAGGAAGACAUAGACCAACAUCUGAAGCAGACGUACAGCGACCCAGUAAGAGAGCAGGAGUUGGGAGAGUGUAACAACCUCAUAGAACCCCCUGAACCAGAAGUGCAGUUUGACAUGUCGGAGCUGCAGCUAAAGGAAGUCAGGGAGGUUGUCUGCAAAGCUAGGGCAAGCUCUGCACCAGGACCGAGUGGCACUUCAUACAAAGUGUACAAGAACUGUCCCAAACUCCUGCUGCGUCUGUGGAGAAUCCUGCGAGUCUUCUGGAGAAGAGGGAGGAUCCCUGAACAAUGGAGAGUGGCUGAAGGGGUAUGGAUCCCGAAGGAGGAAAACUCCACUCAGCUAGACCAGUUCCGCAUCAUCUCCCUGCUGUGUGUUGAGGCAAAGAUUUUCUUCAGUGCGGUUUCCAAACGGCUGUGUACCUACCUGGCAAAGAACACCUACAUCGAUACAUCUGUCCAGAAAGGCGGCAUUCCAGGAAUGUCAGGAUGUGUGGAGCAUACUGGUGUGGUGACACAGCUCAUUCGGGAGGCCAGAGAGAACAAGGGCAACCUGUCAGUGUUGUGGCUUGACCUGGCAAAUGCAUUCGGUUCCAUUCCACACAAGCUGGUUCAGCUCACCUUGAGAAAACAUCAUGUACCCAGCAGGUGUAGAGACCUCAUCGCUGAUUAUUACAGCAAUUUCAGGAUGAGGGUCUCUUCAGGAGCAAUAACAUCCAGUUGGCACAAGGUGGAGAUCGGUAUCAUCACAGGGUGUACUAUCUCUGUGACAUUGUUCUCCCUAGCCAUGAACAUGCUCACUAAGUCUGCUGAGCCAGAGUGCAGAGGGCCCCGCACGAAUUCCGGACAACGGCAACCACCCAUCAGGGCAUUCAUGGAUGACCUCACAGUCAUGACGGAAUCGGUCCCAGGCUGCCGGUGGAUUCUGAGGGGACUUGAAAAGCUGGUGGAGUGGGCCCGGAUGCGUUUCAAACCCGCCAAAUCCAGAUCAAUGGUGCUGAGGAAAGGGAAGGUGGAGGACAAGUUCCGGUUUAACAUCACAGGCACAGCCAUUCCAACUAUCACAGAGAAGCCAGUCAAGAGCUUGGGCAAGGUUUUUGACUGCUCUCUGAGAGACACAACAUCUAUCCAGUCAACCUGCACUGAGUUGGAUGGCUGGCUGAAAUCCGUGGACAAGUCAGGCCUACCUGGGAAGUUUAAAGCCUGGGUCUACCAACAUGGCAUUCUUCCCAGGAUCCUGUGGCCCCUCCUUGUCUAUGCGGUCCCUAUCUCAACAGUUGAGACCUUGGAGAGGAAAGUCAGCAAACACCUCCGGAGAUGGCUUGGAUUACCAAGGAGCCUGAGCAGCAUUGCACUCUACGGGAACACCAACAAACUGCGACUGCCUUUCAAAUCCUUGGAGGAGGAAUUCAAGGUAACUAGAGCCAGAGAAGUGGUUCAGUACAGGGACUCAAGUGAUCCGAAGGUGGCUAAAGCAGGGAUCCAAGUGAGGACUGGCAGGAAAUGGAGGGCAGAGGAUGCGGUUCAAGAGGCAGAUGCAAGGCUGCGUCACAGGAGCCUGGUGGGAGUGGUCACACGAAGUCGAGCAGGGCUAGGAUCCUUUCCAACUCCCCAAAUGAACACCAGGGGGAAGGAAAGGCGACGACUUGUUCAGGAGGAGGUGAGAGCAGCAGUGGAGGAGACGAGAACCUGCAAGGCAGUGGGAAUGAAGCAACAGGGAGCUUGGACGAGGUGGGAGAAUGCGGUUGAAAGGAAAGUGACCUGGGCUGAGCUUUGGAAAGCCGAGCCUCACCGCAUCAAAUUCCUCAUCCAGGCAGUGUAUGACGUGCUUCCAAGCCCGUCAAAUCUGCACAUAUGGGGCAUAGCAGAGACACCAGCAUGCCCACUGUGUUCCAAGCGAGGAACCCUGGAACACAUCCUCAGUUGCUGUACAAGGGCACUUGGAGAUGGUCGGUACAGGUGGAGGCAUGACCAAGUCCUCAAGACCAUUGCUGAAGCCAUCAGCGCAGGACUGGCGUGGGCAAAGCAAUUCCGACCCUCCAAGAUAACCAUCGCCUUUGUCAGAGCUGGGGACAAGCCAACUCCUGCCAGAAGAACAUCAUCUGCAGGCAUCCUGACGUCUGCAAGAGACUGGCAGUUGUUGGUGGACCUUGAACAUCAGCUGAAGUUCCCCAGCCAUAUUGCAGUCACCACCCUGCGACCAGACAUUGUCCUUGUGUCUGAAUCCACCAAGCAAGCAGUGCUGCUGGAGCUGACAGUCCCGUGGGAAGAUCGCUUGGAAGAAGCCUUUGAGAGGAAGCUCUCCAAGUACGCAGGACUGGUCAGUGACUGCCAGCAGGCUGGCUGGAGAGCAAGGUGUUUCCCUGUGGAGGUUGGAUGCAGAGGAUUUGCAGCCCGUUCCUUGGCCAGAGCCUUCAGUAGUUUAGGCAUCGAGGGUGAGAGAAAGAGGAGAGCCAUCCGCAGUACCACCGAUGCGGCAGAGAGAGCCUCAAGAUGGCUGUGGCUCAAAAGAGGGGAGCCAUGGAGUCAUGGUAGCUAGCUAGUCAUCUGGACACAAGCUGGGGUCUGAUCAGCCCCGGCUGGGUCACCUGGAGGAGGGCGUAUGAUGUUGAAAGACCCGAAACGUCCAAUGAUUCCAGGAACAUCACUGAAGAUGUGUCCAGA